Amaranthus tricolor (Joseph's coat) is the source of this 2741-nucleotide messenger RNA. Its product is annotated as leucine-rich repeat extensin-like protein 3. The transcript has a single exon. Gene Ontology annotation, molecular function: protein binding. NCBI's taxonomy places the organism in Eukaryota, Viridiplantae, Streptophyta, Magnoliopsida, Caryophyllales, Amaranthaceae. Bases 391 to 2139 code for a protein of 582 amino acids. The record is from RefSeq and is a predicted model, not a curated record.
UGUGAUUUAGCUGGCCCUUUGAUGUAAUAUUUUGUGCCUUCUCUCCCCUCACUAAAUACACACACAACUCCUCUUCCAUCUAUCCAUCUCCUCUCCUCUCCUCUCUUGCAUUUCAUACAACACACAAACUCCCAAAAUUUUCUACUCUGAAAAAUAAAAGAAAAAAAAAAAAAACAAAUACCUAAAAUAAAGUAACAAAACCCUUCUUCCCUCUUCCUCGUUUCUUCACCUCACACUCUAAAUCUUCUUUGUCUUUCCCACAUUUCUCUCAGAUCUAUACCUGAAAAUACCCAAACUUUUCCAGAAAAAUUUAUUCUUUUUUUCAAAACUAAAUUUUGAGUAAAUUAAAUACUUCCUGUUGUGGGUUGUUUCAUAGAUUUGUCAUGUGAGAUGAAGAAGACAACCGAUAACCCAAAUUUCUUGUUCUUCAACUUUCUCUUGUUUUCAUCCCUUUUUCUCACUCAAAAAUCAUUAGGUUUUGUUGGAAGUGGUAAAUUAAGCGAUGCAGAAGUCAGAUACAUUGCUCGUAGGCAACUUCUUUACUAUAAAGAUGAAUUCGGUGACAGAGGUGAAAGAGUAAUCGUCCCUCCUAACCUCACUUUUCCUAAUCAGAGGCUAAGAGAUGCCUACAUUGCUCUUCAAGCAUGGAAACAAGCUAUUCUGUCCGACCCAAAUAACUAUACUGCUAAUUGGGUCGGAUCUGAUGUUUGUCAUUACUCGGGUGUGUUUUGUGCUCCGGCACUUGACGAUCCUUACAUUACUACUGUGGCUGGGAUUGAUUUAAACCAUGCGGAUAUUGCUGGUUAUCUGCCUGAGGAACUGGGUCUUUUACGAGAUCUUGGGUUGUUUCAUAUCAAUACAAAUCGGUUCUGUGGUACUGUUCCUCAGAAAUUCCGUAAUAUGAAACUAUUGUAUGAGUUAGAUCUUAGUAAUAAUCGAUUUGCUGGGAGAUUUCCUAAGGUGGUUCUUUCUUUACCCUCUUUGAAGUUUUUAGAUCUGAGAUUCAAUGAGUUUGAGGGUGAUGUUCCUCGUGAACUUUUUGAUAAAGAUCUAGAUGCCAUUUUUAUCAACCAUAAUCGGUUCCAAUUUCAGUUACCUGAUAAUUUUGGCAACUCACCUGUUUCAGUCAUUGUUCUCGCUAACAACAAAUUCCAUGGUUGUGUGCCUGAAAGUUUGGUUCAUAUGUCCAAUUUGAACGAGAUUAUAAUGAUGAACAAUGGGUUUAAAUCUUGUCUGCCAAAUGAUAUGGGUUUGCUCCAAAAUUUGACGGUGUUUGAUGUCAGUUUUAAUGAGUUAAUGGGUCAUUUGCCGGAAUCUUUUGGAGAUAUUAAGAGUUUGGAGCAGCUUGAUGUGGCACAUAAUAUGUUUUCAGGGAGAAUUCCUGCCAGUAUUUGUAAGUUGCCCAACUUGAAGAACUUUACUUACUCAUAUAACUUCUUUACAAGUGAACCGCCUGUUUGUUUGCGACUUCCUUCUGUUGCCGAUAGACGCAAUUGUAUUCCCAGGCGGCCUGUUCAACGCUCCGCCUCUGCUUGUAGAGCUUUCUUGUCUCAUCCUGUUGAUUGCUCAUCAUUUGGUUGCGGUGGUGGUGGUGGUGGUGUUACGCCUACCCCUGUUGUUCCCGUUUCCCCUUCGCCUCCUAUUGUUGUCUAUCCUUCACCUCCACCGCCGGUGUACUCUCCUCCACCUCCGCCUCCACCGCCUCCUCCACCACCUCCAGUGUACUCUCCUCCACCUCCACCACCGCCUCCGCCACCACCACCUCCUCCAGUGUAUUCCCCUCCUCCACCUCCGCCACCACCUCCACCUCCGCCACCUCCUCCACCACCUUCCCCACCCCCUCCAUCUCCUUCACCCCCUCCUCCACCUCCACCUCCACCACCACCAUCUCCACCGCCUCCAUCUCCUUCACCACCUCCUCCACCACCAUCACCGCUCCCACCACCGCCAUACAUGUAUUAUUCACCACCUCCGCCACCAGCAUCACCGCCACCAUGCGUGGAACUACCACCACCAGCGCCAUAUGUAUAUGUAUCACCACCACCACCAUCACCGCCACCAGCUCCAGUUUACGAAGGUCCAUUACCACCAAUCUUUGGUUUGCCAUAUUCAUCACCACCACCACCACCUUUCUAUUGAUUCUUUUAAGAUGAAUUUUUCUUUUUCUCCUCUAACUUCAUCAUCCCCACUACAAAUCAUGAUCACAUUUUUAUCAACUAUUAUUACUAAAAAAUUUUACUUCUUUUGGGAAAUAAAGCGGGUGACAACUUUGUAUGAGAGUUUAUAUGAAUUUGCAUUGAAGAAGAUGAAAUUGGAAAGAAAGAGGAGGAAAUUACUAGGAUAUAAUUCUCUUUGCCACAAAAAUUUAUGGAUAUUCUGUCUCUUUAUCUCAAGAGUUGUGAAAUAAAAUCUGGUGCAGCUGAGGAACAAAAUCAACAAAAAAAAUUGCAGGAAAAAAAAGGAGUAGGAUUUGCAGGGGAAAAUGUAUGUAUAAACCAUAAAAAUCAUUUGGGUGGCUUAAAAAAAAAAAAAAGGGGGAAAUUGCAGCAAAACACUUCUCCCUGGUGUUUGCUGCUGAUGCUGCUAUGUGGGUUUGUUAUUAAAUUUUUUUCUUAUUUAUGAUCAUACAAUUUCUUUUUUUAUGAUUUUAUUUUGAUUCUGCAUUUAUUAUUAUAGUAUAAUUUUGGAACAUUUUUACUAUCUUUGUAUUCAUUUUUCAGAUUCAUAUCACCUUGUCUAUC